Molecule: messenger RNA, 2400 nt
Organism: Cololabis saira (Pacific saury)
Lineage: Eukaryota; Metazoa; Chordata; Actinopteri; Beloniformes; Belonidae
Gene: smim14
Product: small integral membrane protein 14
Exons: 5
Coding region: 152-469 (105 amino acids)
Cellular component (GO): endoplasmic reticulum
Source: RefSeq, a predicted model, not a curated record
CAUGUGUCGGGCUCACGUGUGUUAAAGAAAACACGGACGGAUGGUCGACAUGUCUGCGGUCAGACUGUGUUUGUGAAGAGCAGCACCAGCGACAGCAGCCAUACCGUCUCCCCGCGUCUCACAGCUCAAAGUGGAUACUGUCUGGUGAGAAAUGGCGGACGAAGGAUUUGACCCUUGUGAGUGCAUUUGCACCCAAGAAUAUGCCAUGAGGCGCCUCAUCAACCUGCUCAGGCAGUCUCAGUCCUACUGCACGGACACAGAGUGCCCUCAGGAGUUGCCAGGACCCAGUGGGCCAGGGGGGGGAGGAGAUGACCUGACCCUCCCCAUGGUUCUGAUGGGAUGGGCGGUGGUGGCUCUGGUCCUGUUUCUGCUUCGGCCAUCCAGUCUCAGGGGAAGCCGCCCUGCAAGCAAACCCACUGGACCACAUAAUAGUCGUGGAAGGGAUCCCCCAGCACCGUCUGCUAACUAACGGCGCAUCCAGACAACCAGAAAUCAUCCAACUGCUCUGAUUGGAGCAGCAGAGUAGCUGUGAACAGGACAGCAACAUCAUCUCCCUGUCAGCCUUCUCUCAAAUAUCAUUUUCUUUUUUUUCCUCUUUAUAAUUUUCAUAAAUCUGUCUUUUUCAUUGUUAUUAUUUCAGCCCAACUGAUAAUGGACCAAUGACAACAGAGCAGAUAUAUUUUAUUAGUGUGAUAGGGCUGUAUGAGUUCCUUAUUCUUGCACAUCAACAUUAUCUACAGUUACUCUACAUCCACUUCAUAUUUUUUCUUAUUUCUGUCAAAUUUGACUUAAAAAACUUUGAAAGCUGAGCAUGUUUGCAUUAUUCUUAGAUAAAACGGGUGCAUUGAUCUAUCAGUUGGGCUUACUCAGUUAUUCCAACAAGUCUUAAACUGGGAGGUGUGUGUUUUGGAGUUGGUCCCUGAGCCCAGCUCUUGUGCUGACUGUUCUGUAAGCACUCAAGACAUGAGGUCAAAAUGAAGGAAUGCAUCACAUGAUCAAGGCAGAUGGGAGGGGUCACUAAGAAUUCCUUCUUGGGUAGUUGGGCGUUGUUCCAGUGCUUGCUGAAACGGUGGUGGGGUCGUGAGUUUUUCUCAAACAUUCCACCCUUUCAACUCUAUAUUACAACUGUAACCAGUGCCAGUAAUGGUUUUCUAAUCACAUGAGGUGUUAACGUUUUAGUCAAACCAGCAGGAAGAAAGGCAUUACAUUAAUAGGAGUAGGUAACAUUCUGUAUUAGGAUUUUAUUUACACUAAGUCAUUAAAUAGUCUUUUAUGUUUUCAGUCAGGCCCCGGAUCACUUUCUUUACCUGAACCAGCAAAUAAUUAGGUCUUAUUAUAUUGUUUACCUUAAUUUUUAAGAAUUGUCUGUUAGUUUAAAUGUCAGCUGGUAAUGCGUGUGCACAACUGAUUGCAUUUGCAACGAGUCAUGAGUUGAGGGAGAAAAUGUUAACAAAAUGGUUAAUGUAUGAAAUUAAUCACAAGUAAGACAAUAUAUUAUCCAGUAAUAAAGUCAGUUUUAGACUAAAUGUUUUCUCUUGAGUAAUGUGACUGAAGAGAGAGAAACUGAUUUAAUAACAGCCAAAUAUUUUUUUCUGAACCACACAAUUUUAUUCAACUGAGAAAGAAGUGAUAUAUAUAAAUAAAAUCAGCACAUAUUGAUUUUGUUCACAUAAUGCAAUCCAGAGUUUUUGCUAUAGUUUCUGUAUCAUAACAUGUCACAUUGAUAAAAGAAAGAUGAAUGAAAAUGUUUCAACAGUGCCAAUGUGAAUUUAUCAUUUUUGAAAUUUAGAGCACUAUUUUGCAAGUAGGUGUUUUGCAGUAAAAGUUUAUUUUUGUGUUAAUUUGAAAGGGGAACAGAUGGUAACGGUGUGCAGUAGGGUUUCAGGUUUUUUUUUUGUUCAUAUGUAUUUUAAUAAGAUUAUUCAGUGAUGCUGCAGCUUUUUUUUUUUUUUUUUUUUCCUGAACCACACAAUUUCAUUCAACUGAGUGCUCACAGCAGGAUAAUCUCACAGCAUCCUGCAGUUGGGAGGUUCUUUUUCCAGAGUCUGACUGUAUUUGUGAACAUUUAAGUUGUGUUUUGCCAUCAAAAUGUAUCUUGACCUUUGGUUACCUCCAAGAUAUGUUACACCAGAAAAUGUGUGGAUUAGCUGUAAGAUUGAAUCAUCUUCAGUUGAAACACCUUUGGUUUGUGAUACAUGGCUACUCUUUUAAAUCCAUAUCAGUAGAAUGACCAUGAGCUAUUUUGUAAGAUGAAGAAAGUAGCCAGAAUACAUCACCGAGAUAAAUAAGUUGACGAUUGUUACAUCAGGAGACCUCAAAUUACACUGUUACUGAGAGUAAAAGGGCUUUAACUAUGCACUUUUCCUACAACAAAACAAAAAAUAAAGACUUCCGUCUUAA